CGCUUAUUGUGUUAACAUGGCGUUAACUCGCUAGAAUUCCCCUAAAAAAUGGUUGUGUAUUUUUUGUUUUGUUUUGUUUUGUGAAUCUAUAAAAGAUAAAAUAAACAGCUCAGCGAAUAUUUAGUGAACUGGUUGAAACAAUUAGCUUAAGAUGACGACGAAAGUUUAUGGUGUGGACAUGGAGGUCCUACAGAAACUUUAUCAAUUCCAGUUUUUGUUAAAGAGAAGAAAAUUUAACAAAGAAUUUGACAAAAUGGAGUUUCUGGCUUAUGUGCAACUUAAAAGUGAAAAAGAAACAAUUCCAGUAAUUAAACAAAUUUCAGUGGUGAAUACUAGCAUUUUAAUUGAAGAAGGAAUAACAAUAUCAAAAUAUCAGUUACUCAAAAUCGAAAAAAACGAUGACAACAACCAUGUUGUUGUAAAAUUUAAAAAACCAAUCUGGGGGUUGGGUUCGUUUAUAUCCUUCGAUUUUAAGACUAAAGUGGAAAAAAAAGAUUUCUUGGAUGCAAUCAGAGAAAUAGAAAUUGAUGAAAGUGAUGUUGAACAAUCAGAAAUGACCCCACCGGGUUCAGAUGAUAGCUCAAAUUAAAUUUAUGAUCUCCUGUCCGGUCCUGUUAAAUCUAGAGAGAAAGGGGGUCACGUUAUAUUGGAAUUAGUUUAUAUUAUUGACAAACCACACGUUUCCCCAAAAGACCAGCCCACAUAUUCACCGAAAAGUGUUGCUGAUAUGCCCUCGGAAUUAAAGCAUUUGGAUUUUACUUAAGUAGUCACUGGAAUACAUUGUUGGUUCAGGAUAGUGUUUAUUUUCUUAAAUAUUUUGAUGUGUGAAAUUUAAUUAACAAAUAUGUUUUCAACAUGACGAUUUUUUAUACAA
Tribolium madens (black flour beetle) is the source of this 874-nucleotide messenger RNA. RefSeq lists its product as uncharacterized. The coding region runs from base 152 to 589 and encodes 145 amino acids. The record is from RefSeq and is a predicted model, not a curated record. NCBI's taxonomy places the organism in Eukaryota, Metazoa, Arthropoda, Insecta, Coleoptera, Tenebrionidae. The transcript is spliced from 3 exons.